AUAAACGCACGUACACAAACACAUGUUCCAGCAAAAGUCUUUUCUCUGUAAUUGAAUGGAGGUUAAAGUGUCACUACUAGUCUCCCAAAACGUCCUGUGCGGUGUGUGAGUUCAUAAAUAGGGCAGUCGAGAAGAGAAAUACAGAAACACAGCAUCUCCUAUCAUCACAAACAGCAGCCUCAGAGAACCCAGCUUCAACAUGAGGGUGAUUAACCUGGGUCCCGACCCUUCACUAGCAUACCGUCCUGAGUACCCGCUACAAGAAGGCAAAGACAAAUCUCAAUUUAGAAACUUUGAGAGUGGGGAUCUUUUUGAGCGUGUGUUCAACACAUACAAACUGAUGCACAAACAUCAGACCCUGGACUUUGUCAAACAAAAGCAUGCAGAAUGGGCGGGCUGCACUCAUUCUCGUAUGACUGUGAUGGAGAGUAUUGACCGUCUGGACCAGCUAAUCGAUGAAUCUGAUCCUGAUGUCGACUUCCCAAACUCUUUCCACGCCUUCCAAACUGCUGAGGGCAUUCGCAGGGAGCACCCAGAUAAGGACUGGUUCCAGCUGGUAGGCCUGAUCCACGACAUUGGUAAAAUCAUGGCCCUCUGGGGAGAGCCACAGUGGGCAGUGGUUGGAGAUACAUACCCUGUAGGAUGCCGCUUCCAGAACGCAAUCGUUUUCAGAGAAACUACAUUUGUGGACAAUCCAGAUGACAAGAACAGCAGCCUGAACACAGAAUGUGGAAUCUAUGAAACUCACUGUGGUCUUGGUAAUGUGCUGAUGUCCUGGGGACAUGAUGAGUAUCUGUACCAAGUGAUGAAAUUUAACAAGUGUCCCAUCCCUGAGGAGGGUCUGUACAUGAUACGGUUCCACUCGUUCUACCCCUGGCAUACUCACGGAAACUACAUGCACCUGUGCAAUGAGAAAGAUCUGAAGAUGUUGCCCUGGGUCAAAGAGUUCAACAAGUUUGAUUUAUACACUAAAAGCACGGAUCUGCCGGACGUGGAGCAGCUGAAGCCGUAUUAUCAGUCUCUCAUUGACAAGUACUGUCCGGGAGUACUGUCCUGGUGAACACACACCGUGGCCUGACCAGCAGUAUCUCUGUGUACAUGCACACAAAGUGAUGCAGGCUUCUUCUGCACAUAGAUAAACCAAUGUUGAUUUGAGCUCUCACAGAACAGUGCUUGCUUAAGGAAGACAUCUCAGAAUUAUGGCAAAGUUUGAAUAAGCUUUAAACUAAAUGAAAGUCUGCUAAUCUGAACUGACAUAAUAGUAAGACUACUGUAUUCCUCUGUCCUACUGUUUAAAAGACUUGUUUUAGUAGCUCAUUUUGUCUAUAUUUGAUGGAGUUAUCACAAUUAGUGCCUUUUCAGCCUGUUUAUAACCUCUAUACUGUGUGCUGAUGUGUAAUGGGCAUUCUAAGCACAUUCGUCAUCCUUUCACUAUGCUGAUGUGUAAUUGGGUCUAGUGAAUGUACUGCACUCUGGGUCUAAGGCUCACUUCCUCAAAACCUACAUCACUCUCCCUCUAUGACACCUGCUGCUUUGCUGCCUAUCAUCACCACCACCACCAUCUGAAAGAUACAGGGGACACAGACUGGAUGGACAUACAGUGGACCAAAGAUUUGAACGUCUACAUUACACACCUUUCUCCCAUCCGCUCUUCUCCUUUUCUGUGUUUCUAUUUUCUCCUGAAUUCUUUUUUUCCUUUCUUAAUUUCACGUUCCCUAACGUUUUCUUCUUCAAACUGAAAGGUACAAAUCAUGCUUUUAGAAAGAAAAAAACACUCAGAGCACUUUGAGUUAUUUGCAUCAGAUUCGGUCAAAGGAACACUUUAACUGUAAAAGCUGACAGCAGUGAAAGAUUUCAACUGUGCAAUUAGUUCCUUUUUGAACCAAAAAAGAUGGAUGUUUUAUUAUAAAUGAUAUAAAAUGUG
Pygocentrus nattereri (red-bellied piranha) is the source of this 1924-nucleotide messenger RNA. It is a transcript of the gene miox, whose product is annotated as myo-inositol oxygenase. Gene Ontology annotation, biological process: inositol catabolic process. Gene Ontology annotation, cellular component: cytoplasm. The coding region runs from base 200 to 1060 and encodes 286 amino acids. The record is from RefSeq and is a predicted model, not a curated record. NCBI's taxonomy places the organism in Eukaryota, Metazoa, Chordata, Actinopteri, Characiformes, Serrasalmidae. Gene Ontology annotation, molecular function: inositol oxygenase activity; iron ion binding. The transcript has 10 exons.